AUUUUUAGUAUGCCAAUAUUUUUCCCUCCCUGGAGUCAUCAUCAGCAUCGUCCUUCAUUCGCCACACAGUGACAGAGCCGACGACGACCCACCGCCCAAGUUGGGUCAGCAGAGCCGACGACACAGACGCCGAGACCAUUCUCGUCUCGGAGCUCCCAGGGCUAAAACGGCCAAUUCCCCCUCUUGGGCUCUUCGCCGAGACCUUAAAGUUUUGGUCUUUCUUGGCCAAGCAGGGAUCAGUGUGAGCUGAGAAGAAUGGGAAGUAAUGGUGCUGAACAUAUUCCAAUGAGUGAGCAGAUGGAUGGGUGUGAACCCACGAUUGAGAUAAAAAUAAAGACAUUGGAUUCACAAACCUAUACUCUCAAAGUGGAUAAAGAGAUGCCAGUUCCUGCUUUGAAAGAACAGAUUGCCUCUGUUACUGGUGUGCUAUCAGAGCAACAGCGGCUGAUAUGCAGAGGAAAAGUUCUUAAGGAUGAUCAGCUUCUCUCUGCCUAUCAUGUUGAGGAUGGCCACACCUUACAUUUGGUUGUCAGACAACCUAUUCCACCGUCAUCCGAGGGCCUACCAAAUCAUUCAGCAACUGAUCCUGCUUCAAGUACAAGCCGUGGUCGAUCGAGUGUCUUCAUUGAAAGUUUCAGUGUGCCUGUUCAGGGGGAUGGAGUUCCACCAGAUUUUAGUCGGUUCCUCUCUGCUGUUCUUGGCUCUGUAGGAAUCCCAAACAUUGCAAGUGGCAGUGAAGGCGUUGAUGUCACGGAUCCUGGGACACAGAGGCCAGAAAGGACAUCAGGUUUGAGCGGUUUGUUUGAUUUAUCCCAACUUCUAUCUGAGCAAGCUACCACAAGGGCUCAAUCUGAUGGAUCAAAUGGCACUUUUGGUCACUCACCACCAUUUUCUUUGGGGAAUCUGCCACCUCUGGUGAUUCCUGAUUCGUUGAAUACUUUAUCUCGAUAUCUGAGUCAUAUAAGGCGCGACUUUCUGGCCAUUGUAACAGCCAGAGAUGGAGGACGCAGUCAAGAAGCUAUUCAUAGGAAUGACGAAAGUUCCAAUUCCUCGUCAGGUCCCGGAAUAAGACGAGAGGGGAUCCCCUCACCUGCAUCAUUGGCAGAAGUCAUCCGUACUGCUCGACUAUUACUCAUUGAACAAGCUGGAGAAUCUCUACUUCGACUUGCAAGCCAGUUGGAGAAUCAAGCGAAUGUGACGGAUCCCUCAGCACGGAUGAGAACCCAAGCCAGUGCAUUGACAACUGGAGCUUUGUAUCAUAAUUUAGGUGCCUGUUUACUUGAACUUGGCCGUACUAUGAUGACAUUGCAAAUGGGCCAAACACCGUCUGACGCAGUGGUUAAUGCUGGACCUGCAGUUUUCAUAUCCCCGACUGGUCCUAACCCUAUAAUGGUUCAGCCUCUUCCUUUUCAAUCAGGAAUGAGUUUAGGUGCCAUCCCCAUGGGAGCUCUGCAGCCUGGUUCUGGUCUACUUAAUGGACUUGGUUCUGGUUUUCAUCCAAGGCGUAUUGAUAUACAGAUACGAAGAGGUUCACCAACGACCACCGCCAAUGUCAAUCGAGAGGAGCAUCGCGAUCUUCAGCAACCUUCACAAAGAAACUCAGCACCAAGUUCAGGUGUUGAAAAUCCUGCCAAUCAAACACCACCAAGUGUCUCAGAUGGUUCAGCUUUCACUGGAGAUUCGGGUGUGAGGGUAGUGCCAGUCAGGACCGUAGUUGCCAGUCGCCUACCAUCUGAGUCUGCUGGUAGUUCGAUCGGGUUAUACUAUCCAUUUCUCGGAAGGCUUCAACAUGUAGCUUCUGGAAAUGUGAACGGUGAGCGAGGAUCUCAAGCAUCUGGUGAUCAUCAUCCUGCCGGCCUUCACACUGAUCGGCAGUCUUCUGAAAACAUUACAGAUCCUGCAAGAGACGGAUCAACUCCCAAUAUAAGGCAACCAGAUCCCCCCACUGGACGAAGUGUUAGUAUCAGCUUUUUAUCGUCUGGUGGGACCCAAAAUGAUCAAGAAUCUGAGAGGCAGGUCCCAAGCGGUAUUUUAAAUUUACUUAGGGCUCUCUUUCCUGGUGGUGAAAUUCACGUAGAAGAUGGCAGUGUACAAGGAAUGAAUUCUAGUUCUGUAUCAGAUCAGGCAAGGACUUCUAAUGGUGUCGCUGUUGCUCCCGAAGCUGAACCAAGGGUUAGCGAAGAAGGAAUUUUUUUGUCUAAUUUACUUCAUCAAGUAAUGCCAUUGAUAUCUCAAGCAGCAACUAGAGAGCCAGGUCUUGUACCUGCAGAAGCGGAAAACUCUUCUGAGCACACAAUGGCCCAAGACUCUUCCACCGUGGUGGAAAACUCCAAUGUUGGGACAUCGCGUCGGCAUAGUCAGAGUGAUUGCGAUGAGCCUCCUAGUUCAAAACGUCAAAAGAAGGAGUAGGUUACCUGGUAUAAGCAGCUAUCCAUGGGCGUGAAACGUGAUCAGUUGUCAAUGUCUUGAGUUAUAAUCAAUCCUGUGCUUCUGCCGCCGGCAAAUGGUGGCAGUACUCAUUGUGUCAAUAUCGGUCUUUAUUUUUAUCUCAAGCGAGACUGUAAAACUUCUUUUGAGUUAUGGAUUUGCUCUGGGGACAUGAUUUUGAAGAUAUAUAAAUAUGAGAGAGUUAUUUGACUUGAAAAUUAUGAGUAUGAAUUUCAUCUUUGGUAA
Molecule: messenger RNA, 2673 nt
Organism: Rosa rugosa (rugosa rose)
Lineage: Eukaryota; Viridiplantae; Streptophyta; Magnoliopsida; Rosales; Rosaceae
Product: ubiquitin-like domain-containing protein CIP73
Exons: 16
Coding region: 256-2409 (717 amino acids)
Cellular component (GO): BAT3 complex
Molecular function (GO): polyubiquitin modification-dependent protein binding; misfolded protein binding
Source: RefSeq, a predicted model, not a curated record